AUGUUAAAUGGGCAACUGCCUGAAGAUAAAGUCAGCCGAUUUGUUCAACUCGGCUUAGUCAUUGAAGAACUAUACGACGCAACAGAGAAUAAAAUAACGCAACUUUCAACAAAACUUAUUACUCUUUUUCAAUUCAAGAAGAAAUACAUUCGAAACAUUGUUGACAACAUGUUCCAAAUCUCACGUAGGAGGUUUAACAUCAGGAAAAUCCUUUCAAAAAUUUUAUAUUUUGUAACAGAAUUUUCCACAGAGUUUAAACAGUUAAUUGAAGCAGAACUUCUAGUCCAUGUUAAUCCUCUUGACCUAUUUUUCCUUCAUUUUUGCUGCAGAGAAAACCUUGUUCCACUUCCUCAGCUAAAAAUUGCAUUGAAAGACUAUUUACUUGAUCAUAAUCGAACGUACUGGUCUCGGGAGAUGUUAUUUUUCCUCGGCCAGUUCUUUUAUCGCUCAGAAACUAAAUUUUAUUUCGAACAACUCGAACUCAUCAAAAAAGGCAGUUAUUACAACACAUACAAGUUCUAUUUUGACCACCUUGAAGAAUUUAAAUCAAAUGAUUUCUCAUUACUCGAACAUGUUAUUGAAUACGGCGACAAACCAGAUUCAUUGAGGUCAAUCAUCCUGCACGAUGAUUUCGAAUCAUUCUAUAAAUACACACUCUCGAAUUCAUACAUAAUUGACCCAAAAGAAAGGUUAUCUUCCUUUUUUAUUGAUUCAGAGUACAGAGUUUACGGAAUUUACGAUAUUAUUUCGGCUAUACAAUUUUCUGGAUCCGUUAAAAUUUACAGAUAUUUGAAAUUACAAAAUCCAAAAAUUACAAAUUUUUUGGACAGUUUUUCCAUUCAAGGAGGAAGCAUCGAGAUCAUCAAAGACAUUUCGUUCCAGAAGAAUAUUGCUCGAAAAUGGCUUUCCGAGUCAAUUCUUUUUCAUCGACCAAUUAUUUAUGAAUGGCUUUGCGAAAAGACAUGCGAACAUAUAGCCAAUGUAAACUCUAUCGCUUCAGGUAACAAUUUCUUGUUUUUAAUCGACCAAAAAUACAAAAAAAAUAUUCUUUAUGGAAAAAAGGACUUUAGCAUUAUCUGUUAUAGCAACGAAUACUUCCUAUGCUAUAUCUAUGCUUCUUGUGUCGAAAACGGCAUGAUUACGCAGAUUAUUCGUUCAGAUUUGCACAUCGCUUUCGAUGAGUAUCUAAAAAGGAAUCCUGUUGAGAAAGGAUUCAUGAAUCUUAUUAUUGAGAACAAAAGCAGAAAAUGUUUUGAAAUUAUUAAAAAAUUUAACGUAGAUCUUUCUCCUGAAGUCACUACUAAAGAAAUAACAAGGAACUCUGCAAUACCAGAAGUUGUUAUUGGUCUUGAUUUGGCAACACUUCGAAAUGUUGAAGUUUUAUGUUAUCCAAAAAUCAAAGAAAAAGUUUUCUUGAGUUACCACUACUACAUGAAAGCUUACGAAUGUCAGUUUUACAGCGCUUUUAUUUAUUUGUGCAGUAAAGCUGAUUUCAGUGAUUUUCAACCAGAAUUCUUCAAAGGAGUGACUUAUCCUUAUUACAGGAUACUGGAACUUUACGGUGCUCCUGUAUCCUCUAUUCAGACUUAUCAUAGAAAACCUUAUCUUUAG
Messenger RNA from Trichomonas vaginalis G3, 1611 nucleotides. Its product is annotated as spectrin binding. NCBI's taxonomy places the organism in Eukaryota, Parabasalia, Trichomonadida, Trichomonadidae. The transcript has a single exon. The record is from RefSeq and is a predicted model, not a curated record. The coding region runs from base 1 to 1611 and encodes 536 amino acids.